Hipposideros armiger (great roundleaf bat) is the source of this 8122-nucleotide messenger RNA. RefSeq names its product patched 1 (gene PTCH1). Bases 902 to 5251 code for a protein of 1449 amino acids. The transcript is spliced from 24 exons. Gene Ontology annotation, cellular component: plasma membrane. The record is from RefSeq and is a predicted model, not a curated record. NCBI's taxonomy places the organism in Eukaryota, Metazoa, Chordata, Mammalia, Chiroptera, Hipposideridae. Gene Ontology annotation, molecular function: smoothened binding; hedgehog receptor activity; hedgehog family protein binding. Gene Ontology annotation, biological process: negative regulation of smoothened signaling pathway.
CCCUCCUCCUCCUCCUCUUUCUCCAAAUGGAGAGAGUUCUUUUUUUUCUUCUUCCAUCUCAUCUAUUGAAUCAAGGAGCUGCUGCGGCCGCUGCCCGCUGCACACACACAGAGCGGAGUCCCCAAGUCCCGGGAGCGAGAGAGGCGCGCUGCACGGGGGCAGAAUGGUCCAGCGGGUUGGCGCGGAGCACAAGAAAGCAGAGUCCGGGAUCGAGCAGCCACCGCGAGCCCAGCAGCCAGAGCUCGAGCAGCCCGAGCAGCCCAAGCAGCAACUUCAGGAGCCGCCACCGCCAGCAGCAGCCGCCGCGGGAGCAGCGGCGGCUGCCCCGGCCCGGCAGCGCUGAGACCCGCCGGGCACCCACGGACCCUGAGGCAGCGGCUCUGCGCCUGUCCUCCGCGACUGCUCGGGCGACCCGGGAGGCGCCGAGGGAGCCAGCGAGGCCGGCAGGAGCGGCGGGGAUUUGCUGGCGUUUUCUGCAGUGAAGGGGUCGCUGCGCGGGGCGGGGGGCGGGUAGGGGGAGUUGGGGACCUCGAGGAGCGCCGAGCGAGCGCCCGAAGGACAGGCUGGCUCUGCGCGCCGGUUCUCGCGCUCCCGAGAACUGGAUGUGGGCAGCGGCGGCCGCAGAGACCUCGGGACCCCCGCGCAAUGUGGCAAUGGAAGGCGCAGGGUCUGACUCCCCGGCAGCGGCCGCGGCCGCAGCGGCAGCAGCGCCCGCUGUGUGAGCAGCAGCAGCAGCAGCGGCAGCAGCAGCAGCAGGUCUGUCAACCGGAGCCCCAGCCCGAACAGCCGGCGGCCAGCAGCGUCCUCGCGAGCCCAGCGCCGGGGCGCGCCGGGCGCCCGCAGCAGCACGCCGGGCCGCCCGGGAAACAUCGGUUCCCGCGGCGGCGGCGGCGGCGGCAACAUGGCUUCGGCUGGUAAUGCCGCGGAGCCCCAGGACCGCGGCGGCGGCGGCAGCUACAGCGGAGCUCCGGGCCGGCCGGCCGGCGGCGGGAGGCGCAGACGGACCGGGGGGCUGCGCCGCCACGCUGCGCCGGACCGGGACUAUCUGCACCGGCCCAGCUACUGCGACGCCGCCUUCGCUCUGGAGCAGAUUUCCAAGGGGAAAGCUACUGGCCGGAAAGCGCCGCUGUGGCUGAGAGCGAAGUUUCAAAGACUCUUAUUUAAACUGGGUUGUUACAUUCAAAAAAACUGCGGAAAAUUCUUGGUUGUGGGCCUCCUCAUAUUUGGGGCCUUCGCUGUGGGAUUAAAGGCAGCUAACCUGGAGACCAACGUGGAGGAACUGUGGGUGGAAGUUGGUGGACGAGUAAGCCGCGAAUUAAAUUAUACUCGCCAGAAGAUUGGAGAAGAGGCUAUGUUUAAUCCUCAGCUCAUGAUUCAGACCCCAAAAGAAGAAGGUGCUAAUGUUCUGACCACAGAAGCGCUCCGCCAGCACCUGGACUCGGCGCUCCAGGCCAGCCGGGUCCACGUGUACAUGUAUAACAGGCAGUGGAAAUUGGAACAUUUGUGUUACAAAUCUGGAGAACUUAUCACAGAAACAGGUUACAUGGAUCAGAUAAUAGAAUAUCUUUACCCUUGUUUAAUUAUUACACCUUUGGACUGCUUCUGGGAAGGGGCCAAAUUACAAUCUGGGACAGCAUACCUACUAGGUAAGCCUCCUUUACAGUGGACAAACUUUGACCCUUUGGAAUUCCUAGAAGAAUUAAAGAAAAUAAACUAUCAAGUGGACAGCUGGGAGGAAAUGCUGAAUAAGGCAGAAGUUGGUCAUGGGUACAUGGACCGGCCCUGCCUCAAUCCGGCUGAUCCUGACUGCCCCGCCACAGCCCCCAAUAAAAACGCAACCAAACCUCUCGAUAUGGCCCUUGUUUUGAAUGGCGGAUGUCAUGGGUUAUCCCGGAAGUACAUGCACUGGCAGGAGGAGCUGAUUGUGGGCGGUACCAUCAAGAACAGCACUGGGAAGCUUGUCAGCGCCCAUGCCUUGCAGACCAUGUUUCAGUUAAUGACUCCGAAACAGAUGUACGAACACUUCAAGGGGUACGAGUAUGUGUCGCACAUCAACUGGAAUGAGGACAAGGCGGCGGCCAUCCUGGAGGCCUGGCAGAGGACCUACGUGGAGGUGGUUCAUCAAAGUGUCGCCCAGAACUCCACUCAGAAGGUGCUAUCCUUUACCACGACGACCCUGGACGACAUCCUCAAGUCCUUCUCCGAUGUCAGUGUCAUCCGAGUGGCCAGUGGCUACUUACUGAUGCUUGCCUAUGCCUGUUUAACCAUGCUGCGCUGGGACUGCUCCAAGUCCCAGGGUGCCGUGGGGCUGGCUGGCGUCCUGUUGGUUGCACUGUCAGUAGCUGCAGGAUUGGGCCUGUGCUCAUUGAUCGGGAUUUCCUUUAACGCUGCAACAACUCAGGUUUUGCCAUUUCUUGCUCUUGGCGUUGGUGUGGAUGAUGUUUUCCUUCUGGCUCAUGCAUUUAGUGAAACAGGACAGAAUAAAAGAAUCCCUUUCGAGGACAGGACCGGGGAAUGCCUGAAGCGCACAGGAGCCAGCGUGGCCCUCACCUCCAUCAGCAAUGUCACAGCCUUCUUUAUGGCCGCACUGAUCCCAAUUCCCGCCCUGCGGGCCUUCUCCCUCCAGGCGGCUGUAGUAGUGGUGUUCAAUUUUGCUAUGGUUCUGCUCAUUUUUCCUGCAAUUCUCAGCAUGGAUCUGUAUCGACGUGAGGACAGGAGAUUGGAUAUUUUCUGCUGUUUUACAAGCCCCUGCGUCAGCAGAGUGAUCCAGGUGGAACCCCAGGCCUACACGGAGACUCACGAUAGCACCCGCUCCAGCCCCCCACCCCCCUACAGCAGCCACAGCUUUGCCCACGAGACACAGAUCACCAUGCAGUCAACGGUGCAGCUCCGCACAGAGUACGACCCCCACACACACGUGUACUACACCACCGCCGAGCCGCGCUCCGAGAUCUCUGUGCAGCCCGUCACCCUGACGCAGGACACCCUGAGCUGCCAGAGCCCGGAGAGCACCAGCUCCACCAGGGACCUGCUGUCCCAGUUCUCCGACUCCAGCCUGCACUGCCUUGAACCCCCUUGUACCAAGUGGACACUCUCCUCUUUUGCCGAGAAGCACUAUGCUCCUUUCCUCUUGAAACCAAAAGCCAAGGUCGUGGUGAUCCUCCUUUUCCUGGGCUUGCUGGGGGUCAGCCUUUAUGGGACCACCCGAGUUCGCGAUGGGCUGGAUCUUACAGAUAUUGUGCCUCGGGAAACCAGAGAAUAUGACUUUAUUGCUGCACAGUUCAAAUACUUCUCUUUCUACAACAUGUAUAUCGUCACCCAGAAAGCAGACUACCCGAAUAUCCAGCACUUACUUUAUGACCUUCACAAGAGUUUCAGUAAUGUGAAGUACGUCAUGUUGGAGGAAAAUAAACAGCUUCCCAAAAUGUGGCUACACUACUUCAGAGACUGGCUCCAAGGGCUUCAGGAUGCCUUCGACAGUGACUGGGAAACUGGGAAAAUCAUGCCAAACAAUUAUAAAAAUGGAUCCGAUGACGGAGUCCUUGCUUACAAACUCCUGGUGCAGACCGGCAGCCGUGAUAAACCCAUUGACAUCAGUCAGUUGACUAAACGGCGCCUGGUGGAUGCAGACGGCAUCAUUAAUCCCAGCGCUUUCUACAUCUACCUGACCGCGUGGGUCAGCAACGACCCUGUGGCGUAUGCUGCCUCCCAGGCCAACAUCCGGCCUCACCGUCCUGAGUGGGUCCAUGACAAAGCUGACUACAUGCCAGAAACCAGGCUGAGAAUCCCAGCUGCAGAGCCCAUCGAAUAUGCUCAGUUCCCUUUCUACCUCAACGGCCUGCGCGACACCUCGGACUUUGUGGAAGCAAUCGAAAAAGUCAGAGCCAUCUGUAACAACUACACGAGCCUGGGGCUCCCCAGCUACCCCAACGGCUACCCCUUCCUCUUCUGGGAGCAGUACAUCGGGCUACGCCACUGGCUCCUGCUGUCCAUCAGCGUGGUGCUCGCCUGCACGUUUUUUGUGUGUGCCGUGUUCCUCCUGAACCCCUGGACGGCCGGGAUCAUUGUGACAGUCCUGGCUUUGAUGACGGUUGAGCUCUUUGGCAUGAUGGGCCUCAUCGGGAUCAAGCUGAGUGCCGUGCCUGUGGUCAUCCUGAUUGCGUCCGUUGGCAUAGGGGUGGAGUUUACCGUUCAUGUUGCUCUGGCCUUUCUCACGGCCAUUGGCGAUAAGAAUGGCAGGGCCGUGCUUGCCCUGGAGCACAUGUUUGCACCUGUUCUGGAUGGCGCUGUUUCUACUCUGCUGGGAGUGCUGAUGCUGGCGGGAUCGGAGUUUGAUUUUAUUGUCAGGUAUUUCUUUGCUGUCCUGGCAAUCCUAACAAUCCUGGGUGUUCUCAAUGGGCUGGUUUUGCUUCCAGUCCUUUUGUCCUUCUUCGGACCGUACCCUGAGGUGUCUCCAGCCAACGGGAUGAACCGGCUGCCCACUCCUUCCCCAGAGCCGCCCCCCAGUGUGGUCCGGUUUGCCGUGCCCCCCAGUCACAUGAACAACGGGUCUGAUUCCUCUGACUCUGAGUACAGUUCUCAGACGACGGUGUCGGGCCUCAGCGAGGAGCUUCGGCAGUACGAGGCACAUCAGGGGGCUGGGGGCCCUGCCCACCGAGUGGUCGUGGAAGCCACUGAAAACCCGGUCUUCGCCCGCUCCACCGUGGUCCAUCCAGAAGCGAGACAUCACCCGCCCGCGAACCCUCGACAGCAGCCCCAACUGGACUCAGGGUCCCUGCCGCCUGGACGGCCAGGCCAGCAGCCCCGGAGGGAACCUCCCAGAGAAGGCUUGCGACCGCCCCCCUACAGACCGCGCAGAGACGCUUUCGAAAUUUCUACUGAAGGGCAUUCUGGCCCUAGCAACAGGGACCGCGUGGGCCCCCGGGGAGCCCGCUCUCACAACCCUCGGCACCCAGCGUUCACUGCCAUGGGCAGCUCUGUGCCCAGCUACUGCCAGCCCAUCACCACCGUGACGGCCUCAGCGUCUGUGACUGUUGCCGUCCAUCCCCCAUCCGCCCCCGGGCCUGGGCGGAACCCCCGAGGGGGGCUGUGCCCGGGCUAUGAGGACUACCCCGAGACGGACCCCGGGCUGUUUGAGGACCCCCAUGUGCCUUUUAACGUCCGGUGUGAGAGGAGGGAUUCCAAGGUGGAGGUCAUAGAGCUGCAGGACGUGGAAUGUGAGGAGAGGCCCCGGGGCAGCGGCUCCAACUGAGGGUGAGUAAAAUCUGAAGCAAAGAGGCCAAAGAUUGGAAUCCCCCCCCAACCCCCCCAGAACUGCUUGAAGAGAACUGCUUGGAGUUGGAUGUACUGCACCAGGAUGGCAGUUCACUGUUACUGUAACCAAUUGUAUUAUUUUGUGAAAUAUUUUUAUAAAUAUUUAAGAGGUGUACACAUAUGUAAUAUACGAAAGAACAGAUGUAAAGUAGUGUUUGUGGGGCAUCUUCACUCCUGCCCCAGAGUGGGCAGUGGGGAAGGCCACAGCAAGGCCCCUCCCUCUUUGUACAUUGGCCUCUGUGCCACAACCAAGCUUAACUUAGUCUUAAAUUUCAGCAUAUGUUGCUGCUGCUUAAAUAUUGUAUAAUUUACCUGUAUAAUUCUAUGCAAAUAUGGAUUAUAUAAUAGGAUUAUUUUGUAAAGGUUUCUGUUUAAAAUAUUUUAAAGUUGCAUAUCACAACCCUGUGGUAGUAUGAAAUGUUACUGUUAACUUUCAAACACGCUAUGCGUGGUAAUUUUGUUGUUUAAUGAGCAGAUAUGAAGAAAGCACGUUAACCCAGUGGCUUCUCUAGGUGUUAGUUGGAUGCGAUUCUUCUGUUCGGCUGUGUAUGUGAAUGUGUGUGUGAUUUCCCAAUGUACUGCACUGUGAUUUUUUUUAUUUUUUCCUUUUUUUGUUUCUUUCACUGUCUGUAAACCCUUCGUGGGCUCUGCCCUAGUCAGGCUGGAAGAGUCGGGAUUCUGUGAUUGCCUGGUGCUGGUGGAGGGCAAGUCCUGCCCUAAACAGCGCCUAUCCUUUGGCCAGACUCGCUUCAGGCCCAGGGCACCUCUUAAGAUCAUUGGCUGCCAUCCAGAUGCCCCAGCUUGUGCCUCCAAGGAGAUAAGUUCCUUCAGAGGGAUCUUAGGGUGGAGGUUGUUACCUCAGGGUACAGAGCUAACAUCUGUUUAUCUUCAUUGUCGUUCAAGCAUUAGAGAACAUGCCUAGUGGUGAGCCUCAGCUGGGCCGUGAGCGUAUUAUGCAGCCUUCAUUAUUACCUCUUGUGACCAACACACGCACACACACCCACACACACACCCCUCAAAAAAAAAAAAUUGAAGAGUGAAUUGAAAGUGUUUUGGAGACAAUGUUCCUACUACAGGUAGAAAAGCCUGUUCAUUUUGGGCCCACAGAGGUGAUGUUUUGAGUCCCUCAAUUUAAACUCCCUUUCGUCUUGAAUUGCACAGUUGGUCAGGCUUUCUGGAUCUGUUUGCAUCUUUAAAAAUAUAGAUAGUGAGCAUGCAAUACAGUGAUACAGAGUCAGAGGUUCUGUAGGAUAUGAGCUUCAGAAGGAUCCUUCUCAGUGAGUUUAUAUUAACCUUAUGAGUACACACUUCCUGAAUAAAUCAUCUCCUUCCUCUCACCAUUUUUAGUGUUCUUUCUAUGUGACAGUUAUUGACAAGCAAGAAGAUGCUUAUUACAUACAUCCCAGUGAAGAAUGGAUAUGGAGGCAGAUCUCUUGGCCAGGCAUUGUUUUUAAAGAUUUGCUUCUGUAUUGAUUCUGUUGUCUUGCUCUGAGGCUUGGUCUUCCUCCGCUUUUAGCCAGAGACCAGCGAAUGUCGGGGAAGCACUUGGCACCCAGACUCAGCUACUAUAGUAGUUAGUGCACAAAUGGCAUCUCCCGUUAUGCUCUCCGGUUUCACAUGGAAAAUCUUAAUCAAAAUGCAACAGGCCCCCAAUAGUACCCAGCCGUGCAGGGACCUCAGUCCCUAAACUUGCCCCCAAACUAAGAUACUAAUUGGAAGCCACCAGGUGUGUUAAUUUGCCAGGGGCCCCAAAGGCCCCACUGCUACUGUUUGGUGCCUCUGUUACCACACUGUCUACCUACCACCCAGCUCUGCUCAGAAAACUUUCAUCCUGCAUUCAGGAGAGAGAUGAUGCAAAAUUCUGAGGUCUGCUUCCCCUCUGGCUUGUGGCGUCCCCCCACUCCCUUCCUGAGCCCAACUUGUGUGGUGCAUGACAGCUCACCUAGCCCCUGCUUUUUACAGCGUAGAACUUUCUCCUAUAGUCACAUUGGCAAAGGGAGAACGUGGGGGCUGGCAGGCAACUAGAAUUUUUCUCUCUCAUUUUUAAAAUACUUUUAUUUUGUCUGUCUUGUUUGUUCAUUUGGAUGUUUUAAUUUUUUUUAAAGAAAUCUUUGCUGAUAUUUAUAAUUUUGUAUUAUAAGAAUGUUUUCCUACAGUAUUUGUCAUGCCAGUUUAUAACAAAAAAAUUGCAGGGAUUUUUAUUUCUAUUGGAAACACUAUUACAGCUAUGUUUUACUUUUGAACAGAAUUUUUAUUUGUAUAGAGUGCUUACUAAUGUUAAAUAGUUCAGAGUAUAUAACAUUUUCAUUAAGAACUCAUGGUAGGUUUUAGUGUAAGAAGUUUAAAGGAAAUAAAUAUUCAAACUGGGUCUCAUUUCUGCCAAUUUUGGUGGAAAUGGGUUUGUGUCAUUUCAAUUACAAAGAUAAAAGUAUGCCAUAUAAUUUAUUUAUAUGAAAAUUUAUUUUUGUAGUGUACAUAGUAGUCAUCAAGUCUUUUGACAGAAGUAUAUUUUUAAAGAAUUUAUAUGUGAUGAAUUCAUAAUGUCUGGAACUUUGCUGAGACAUGAGUGGGACACACUUUUCAUUGUAAAGUACAGCAAGGAAAAGAAAAUGUUUUAACAGUGUUAAAGAGAGUAAGAUCGAGUGAAUAUUCACGCAAUUGUGAAAUGUGUAUUAGUUACCAUUUGUGACCUAGUGUGGUUCUCAUUUUAAACCUUGAAAGGCAAAAAUGUACAAACUCUCUAAAUAUUAAUGUUCAAACACUGAUAGAAAUUCUAACAUGAAUAAAAAAUAAUAUAACUUGUUGGUUA